Messenger RNA from Cucurbita maxima (winter squash), 1023 nucleotides. RefSeq names its product palmitoyl-monogalactosyldiacylglycerol delta-7 desaturase, chloroplastic-like. Bases 13 to 930 code for a protein of 305 amino acids. Lineage: Eukaryota; Viridiplantae; Streptophyta; Magnoliopsida; Cucurbitales; Cucurbitaceae. The record is from RefSeq and is a predicted model, not a curated record. The transcript has 5 exons. Gene Ontology annotation, cellular component: endoplasmic reticulum membrane. Gene Ontology annotation, molecular function: oxidoreductase activity, acting on paired donors, with oxidation of a pair of donors resulting in the reduction of molecular oxygen to two molecules of water. Gene Ontology annotation, biological process: lipid metabolic process.
AACCCCACUCUAAUGGAUGCAUCAAGAGACCCAAAGCGAAUUGUGAAGCCUCCAAUGUCAUUUGGGAAGAAAAGAUGGACCGAAAUAGACAAAAAAGUGGCGUUUACGUUUUUCAUUUUGCAUUUUCUUUGCAUUUUUGCACCAUUUCAAAUGAAUCGAGGUGCACUCUCGAUCUGUUUUACCUUAUUUAUUAUCACAGGUCUCUUUGGUAUUACUAUUUCGUAUCAUCGAAAUCUUUCACAUAAAAGUUUCAAAAUUCCUAAAUGGCUUGAAUACUCGUUUUCUUAUUGUGGAGUUCAUGCCUUUCAGGGUGAUCCAAUCAAUUGGGUGAGUACGCAUAGAUAUCAUCAUCAAUUUGUUGAUACUGAACAAGAUCCACAUAGUCCAAUCCAUGGGUUUUGGUUUAGUUACAUUACUUGGUUUCUUUACAAGAGAAAUGGAAGCAUAGGUGAAAUGAUUGGAAGGCAUCGAAAAUUGGAUAAUGCUUGUGAUUUGGAGAAGCAAACUUUCUAUAGGUUUAUUCGCCAAACAUAUGUUCUUCAUCCAAUUGCUCUUGCACUCAUACUCUAUGGCAUUGGAGGCUUUUCUUACUUCAUUUGGGGAACGUGUGUGAGAACUGUAAUGCUUUUACACACGACAUACUUGGUGAAUUCAUUAUGUCAUAUGUGGGGAAAACAACCAUGGAAAACAAAUGAUCUAUCUACAAACAAUUGGUGUAUGAGUUUUCUUGCAUUUGGAGAAGGUUGGCAUAAUAAUCACCAUGCCUUUGAGUAUUCAGCUAGGAUGGGGAUUGAAUGGUGGCAAUAUGACCCUGGCUGGUAUGUUAUUGUGUUUCUUCAAGCCAUUGGAGUGGCUACUCAUGUCAAAUUGCCAUCUGAAACCCAUAAGAAUAAGUUGGCCAAAGAGUAUCUAAAAGAAGCCUUUCUUUAAGUGAUGUUUUAAAUAGAAAUAGUUAUGCUUAUAAAAAAACUGUUUGGUGCUACUAUUAUAAUCAAUCUUUAUGCAACAAUUUACAUUAUGACC